This is a messenger RNA of Dunckerocampus dactyliophorus (ringed pipefish), 5308 nucleotides long. RefSeq names its product 5-hydroxytryptamine (serotonin) receptor 2C, G protein-coupled-like 1 (gene htr2cl1). The record is from RefSeq and is a predicted model, not a curated record. The transcript has 9 exons. NCBI's taxonomy places the organism in Eukaryota, Metazoa, Chordata, Actinopteri, Syngnathiformes, Syngnathidae. Gene Ontology annotation, biological process: G protein-coupled receptor signaling pathway, coupled to cyclic nucleotide second messenger; chemical synaptic transmission. Bases 935 to 2692 code for a protein of 585 amino acids. Gene Ontology annotation, molecular function: neurotransmitter receptor activity; G protein-coupled serotonin receptor activity. Gene Ontology annotation, cellular component: plasma membrane; dendrite.
CCCUGCUACAACUCUCCAGCACAUCGUGAUGCCAUUUUAAUAGAAACACACAGCAGACCUUAUAGCGGAGAGAGGAGAGAGGGUCUUUUGUCACCGCCCCCCUCCUGUUUCGUUUUUUUAACCAGUCUUGGUGCAGGACUGCUUGUUUGGCGCACCUGCAGCUUCGUCCGACCCACAGAGAACCACUGGCAAAUUGUCUAGCUUUUGUCAUCCCUUUGGAGCCUUCAAGUUGUUGAAGAAGAAGGAUCCAUUUCUCCCCCCAAAAAACUGAGGACCUACGGGAGCCGCCGCUGAAACGAGGAGGAUGUAAUUGAAUUAAAAAGGGGGACAAUUAAAAAGUGUAAAGAGGAGACACUAGACGUGUGAGCAGAAGUACACAAGGAACCUGUCAUGGUGUGGUGAUGACCCCAGGAUUCAGAGACGGGAACCCAGUACAGGCAGUAUUCUUCAAGACUGACCUCGUGCAUGAAGGCUUGGUCCACAUAAUGACCCAAACAGCGCUCAGCAAAGGCAAAUGGAUGAUCCUGAGCUGCCACUCUGGGGGUGUGGAGUGACACAUGACGGAGCACGGCAGAAAAAGCGAGGCGACGUCGGGGGGCCUACUCGCUAACGGUGGACGCAUCGAUCCCAAGAUAAUCCCGAGACCGCAACAAGGUCAAAAUCCAAUCUCCAUCAACAUGACUCAUCCAGUUUCAAGAUCUAGACGAGAGAGACUGGAGCUCUCUUUUAAUUCCAGAAGUGGAUGUGACUAGGACACACCAGGAAGUGUCCUGGACAUCCCUUCCCUUCCCUUCCCUUUCUGAAGCCCAAUGUUUCUUUGUUUAAGAGUCCUUUGUAGAAAAAUCCCCUCCCAAAUCCUCAAGUAAGUCUCCCUCAAUGCCGAGUGAGCCCUGCCUUCUACAACCUCCAACAGGUUAAGGCUCUCUCCUCCGGGAUGGGCAGCCCGGCAAGGGCUCCUCUUGGUGGAUUUGGCAGCACCACCGCCACCACCUCCCUGGAGGUCACCGGAUGGACAUCCUGGCCGGGGAACAGCUCCCUGGAGCUCAACCAGAGCCUGGCCAUGGCGACGGGACUUGGGGGCGUUGGUGCUGCAGCGUCAGCAGCCAUGAGCGCGGGUGUGGACAACCUGACUCAGGAAAACAUCACCAGCUCGCCUAUGAAGGAGAAGAAUUGGCCGGCGCUGCUCAUCCUGGUCAUCAUAGCGCUGACCGUCGGUGGCAACAUCCUGGUCAUCCUGGCUGUGUCACUGGAGAAGAAGCUCCAAAACGCCACCAAUUUCUUCCUGAGGUCCUUGGCAGUGGCUGACAUGCUGGUCGGCAUCCUGGUCAUGCCAAUCUCCCUCAUCAACAUCCUGUACGACUAUGCCUGGCCCCUGCCCAGCGCCUUGUGUCCCAUCUGGAUCUACCUGGACGUACUCUUUUCCACUGCCUCCAUCAUGCACCUGUGCGCCAUCUCCCUGGACCGCUACGUGGCUAUCCGCAACCCAAUCGAGCACAGCCGCUUCAACUCCAGGACCAAAGCCAUGAUGAAGAUCGCCGCUGUCUGGACCAUAUCCAUAGGUGUUUCCAUGCCCAUCCCGGUGAUUGGCCUCCACAACGAGAACAAAGUCUUCGUCAAUGGCAGCUGCGUGCUGAACGAGGAGCGUUUCAUUCUGAUCGGCUCCUUCGUGGCCUUCUUCAUCCCGCUGGUCAUCAUGGUGGUGACAUACGGCCUCACCAUCCAGGUGCUGCAGAGGCAGGCCACCGUCUUCCUGUGCGAGGCCAAGACGUCCUCCCAGCAGCCUUUGCGGCCGCCCGCCAUUAGUGCCACCUUGCAGCCACCCGCCGUCCACCUCCCGCAGAUCCACACGCACGCCCCCCCGGAACCACAAGCAGAGCUGAAGCCGCCGCCCACACAGAGCCGCCGCAACACCCUGAGCUGCCUGAAGGGGGUGGACCCUAGCAUGUUACUCAGCGUCUCCACAUCGGAGAGCGUCAGCUUCAUUCCUAGCUCGGAGGCCGCGUCGCAGCUGAGCUCGCCGGCAGCUGGGCCUGGGCGGAGCGACGCCUCAGGUUGCCAUGGGCGACGGGGAAUGAUGCAAGCUAUCAAGAACGAGAGGCGGGCCUCCAAGGUGCUAGGAAUCGUCUUCUUCCUCUUCCUCAUCAUGUGGUGCCCCUUCUUCAUCACCAACGUCGCCUUCGUGCUGUGCGGCGGCUCCUGCAAUGAAUCCCUGUUGCAUGAACUGCUCAACGUCUUUGUGUGGGUGGGCUACAUCUCGUCGGGGGUCAACCCACUGGUCUACACACUCUUCAACAAGACCUACAGGAGAGCCUUCUCCAGCUACAUCCGCUGCCGCUACAAUAUGGGCACCAAUGCUGCCGCACAGGGCUGCAAGAACCCACCGGGGGGAGCAGCGACAUCGUCGUGCCCCUCGCACGCCGUCACGCCCCUGCUGGCGGACAGCCACAGGAAGGAGGGCGUGGACCGCAACAGUAACUGCCGCAAUGGCGGGCGGGGGGACAAUGGGCGGCUGGCCAUCGACCCGGAGGACACAACGGAUGACGGCACCCAAAUGGGGGGCACGUCGCAGAGCCUCUCAGAGUACCACAACAUCAGCGCUCUGUCAGAGACAGAGGCGGAGACGGAGGUAGAGCAAGAGCUGUCACUCAUCAGCUACAGCCCCGCCUCCAGGGUGCUCACAAGCAGCGUGUGAUGCCACUAUGUUUGGACUCUUUGAGCUUGUACCCGAAAGAAUGUGCAGGGAGGCUCUUAUUGUGAAAGGAUUGGCUGCACACAACGCAUGUGGGGGUCAGGGCGCAGUCCAUGCAGGGGUCAAAGGGCACCAGACUUUACGCGAAUCAGAUUGACUUUUGUGCAACAGUGCAAACCAGCAAAGAAAUUGGAUUUUCCUUUAGAAUUAAAAAAAAAUAAUAAUACAGGCGGCAGUGAGGAAUUUAUGGGAACCUCUGGUCUUACAGCGCCCUCUGGUGGCCACACGGAGACGGCAUCAACAACCCAGCACCUGAACCGUCCUUUUAUAAAAAAGAAAAAUGGAAAUAAAGGAAUAAAUAGAUCUUUAGAUUAGAUUAAUCAGAGGUAUAUAUACUGUAGGUCUUCCUCAUGUUUGCAAAGUGAAAUUGAGAGAAGUCACACAAUGGCGGCGUGUCAUACUGAAGCCACCACCAGCUUUUUAAAAGGCAGCCCAAAGGUCAAUGUAGAAAUCUUCUAGACAUGUUGAUGUCGCCAGCAGCACUGCAGAGUCGCCUCAUUCAUGUUUCUUACAAAGUGGAAGUUACCAGCACCUUCUUUUUCAGGCCAAUGUCAAAGAGCAACAGUCAGAGAUGACCAUUAGAAUGAUGAGCAGGAGUCAGAUUCUGAUUCUGUGCACCUUCUUCACGAACAGCGACAAGGAUUGAAGACGCUCGACUUUGUGUGAGCCUUAAAGCAGCGGCGUGGAGGAGGAGGGCCCAAUCACAAUGUCACUGUUUGUGGGAGGUAAUGACUGGAUUGUAGAGAACUUAGGAGUUCUUUCAAAGUGUGAGGCAGGCCUCCUCAUAGGGAGGUGCAGCACCUCGACAAAGAUAAAGAAAGCCAUCUUUAUCAAAGCCACCAAGAUACCUUCAGUUAUGUCAGGGGUGUCCAAACCUUUUUCCAUUGAGGGCUGCAAGUGCAUACAAAUGGAAGGAUGCGUGGAGGGGGACAUUUUGUACUUCACUUUCUCCCUGUCAGGGGUCACCACAGCAAGUUAAUCGCAUGAAUAUUUUUGACUUCGCUUUUACGCUGAAUGCCCUUCUUGACGCAGCCCUGGCCAGGAGGCUGCCCCUUUAGGCACAAGUAUGUUUAUUUUGACCUGAACACAUCAGUGACUGUAUAAUUCCAACACCAUAUACUGGAGGUAUCACUAGCUCACAAACACGCCGCUAGUCCUCCACGGAACGACACUUCCUCAUUGUCAGAGAGGUGCAUUCAAGGACACCCUGAAAAUCACAUUAACAUCUUUAUUAUGCGCGUAUGUGUGGUCGAAAAAAACAGAAAGACAAAGGAAAACACUCAUUAGCGUAACUCUUACUGCGGAAGUACAAUUUGCUGCAUUUCAGUGUGCUCAGAAAUGCCAGAAAAUACAUCCUUACCCUCACUAGGGACGCAGUGGUAUGCUGGAGCCUAUCCCAGCUGACUCCGGGCAAGAGGCAGGGCACUGCUGUAUGUUCAUAAAAUACAGUAAAAAGCAUAUUUCACACACAAUUGCAAAUGGAAAUUAAUCAUGAUUAAUUCGAUUUGUUUGAUUAAUUUGAUUACAAAUAUUAAUUUGACAGCCAUACUAAUGAUAUAUCUGAUUAAAAAUUUAUUUAUUUCAGUUUUGCAAUAUGCCAAGGGCCAUGAAAAAACAAGUAGCGGGCUGCACUUUGGACACCCUUGAGUUACUGUAUGGCAAUAUGGGGUGAGCAGAAAGCGCCACAAAAUAUGAUCCAGAAAAUCAUUUUUUGCUGGGUUAUUUUCUCUUGAGGGGAGGCUCACUGUGUCACACUUUGAAGACCCCUCAUCUAGAGGCAUCUGGUUUACUGGCAGAGUUUGAGGAAAAAGUAAAAGCCUCUCUCAUGAUAAACAUCUUUAGUUUUAUCAUCUCGUAUGCCCAACGCUCCCAAUCCAAGUCAGAGAGAACGUGUACACUGUAACAUAUGAAAAGGAUGCGGCGUCCUUAAGCGGGAAGUUACAACAGACUUUUGGUUGCCAGGCAACAAGAUAAAAGCUGCAUUGCCCCAUCUUUCUUUCAAGGUGCUGCUCACAAUGUUUUACCUGAGGCCCCUCCCCCUGCAACAAAAAAAUAACAAAAAGCACAGCAAUAUAUCUUUUAAACUCCAUUCAACUCUGCCAAUAAACAUCCAGGAAGAAGUCAGAAUUGGACUCAUUUUACUUUUUUUUUUAAUAUAUAUAACAUUUUUAUUGUGAAUGAACAUAUCUUCUUGCGUUUAUACGAUAAUCACCCAAGCAAUGUAUGUCUUUCUGUUUCUUUGAAGUGGGAUGCUGCAAUUUAUUUAUUAAAAAUAUGAUUCCAAUGUGUUCUUUUUGUGAGGCUUUUUCAAUGACAUUCAAAAUACAACACGAAAUAUUGCAGGACAGGACGACCUGAAAGUGGAAACCUUUUGCUACCCAGACCACAAAAGAUUGGAUUGAAGAAUGAUAAAGAUCUUGACAACAGCAACCACUAAAGAAAAAAUAUAUAUUUUCCCCAAUAUUAUUUUAUUACACAGAGGAACAAUAAAACAAUAACAUUAAACCCGACAACAAAUGAUCGGACACGUGGAAUUGUGAAUUGUAACGUGAAGUGUUC